This is a messenger RNA of Acomys russatus (golden spiny mouse), 3574 nucleotides long. It is a transcript of the gene Nlrx1, whose product is annotated as NLR family member X1. The transcript is spliced from 9 exons. The record is from RefSeq and is a predicted model, not a curated record. NCBI's taxonomy places the organism in Eukaryota, Metazoa, Chordata, Mammalia, Rodentia, Muridae. The coding region runs from base 426 to 3326 and encodes 966 amino acids. Gene Ontology annotation, cellular component: mitochondrion. Gene Ontology annotation, molecular function: protein binding. Gene Ontology annotation, biological process: negative regulation of canonical NF-kappaB signal transduction.
UUUUAAGAUUUGCUUAUUUAUUACCCAUACAGUGUUUUUGCCUGCAUGCCAUAAGAGGGCACCAGAUCUCAGUAUAGAUGGUUGUGAGCCACCAUGUGGUUGCUGGGAAUUGAACUCAGGACCUUUGGAAGACCAGGCAGUGUUCUUAACCUCUGAGUCAUCUCUCCAGCCCCUUAAGUUUUUCUUUUAUACAUUUAUUUAGAUAUGUAUUUGUUCAUUGUGUGGGUGUGGGUACAAAGGUCAGUGGUCAGAGGACAACUUUUGGGAACAGUUCUCUUCUACCCGGUGGGUUCCUGGAAUUGAACUCAGGUCCUCGGGCUUGGUAGUAGGAGUCUUUACCUACUGAGCCAUCUCCAUACUUUUCUUUUUGCAGGAGAACAGGAAAGAAAGUAGUUCUAAGUGUUCCAGGCUCCAACUUUCCUAGGAUGAGGUGGGGGCGUGGUCUGGGAAGAACACCCCAGUUAUCAGGUGAGCAUAUCUCCUUCCUGAUCCACUGGAGUUGGCCCUUUAAAGGGGUGCAUCCCUGUGGGCCCCCAAGGACCUUUAUCCGUCACCAUGGAAACUCAGCAAACAGUGCUCCCCCACCAGGAAGGCAUGGACAGCUGUUCAGGACUGUCUCUGCUACUGAAGCUCUCCAAAGGCAUCGCCGGAACCUCACUGAGUGGUUUAGCCGGCUGCCCAGAGAGGAGCGCCAGUUUGGACCAACUUUUGCUCUAGACACGGUCCACGUUGACCCUGUGAUCCGCGAGAGCACCCCAGAUGAGUUGCUUCGCCCAUCCACAGAGCUGGCCACGGGGCAUCAGCAAACCCAUGCAGGGCUUCCCCCACUGGCUCUGUCUCAUCUCUUUGACCCAGAUGCCUGUGGGCGCCGCGUGCAGACAGUGGUGCUGUAUGGGACCGUGGGUACUGGCAAAAGCACGCUGGUACGCAAAAUGGUGCUAGACUGGUGUUACGGGAGACUGCCGGCCUUUGAGCUGCUCAUCCCCUUCUCCUGUGAGGACUUGUCAUCCCUGGGCCCCACCCCAGCUUCCUUGUGCCAACUCGUGACCCAGCGUUACAAAGACCUGAAGGAGGUAUUGCCCCUGAUGACCGCUGCUGGAUCCCGCCUGCUCUUUGUGCUCCAUGGCUUGGAGCAUCUCAACCUUGACUUCCGGUUGGCAGGCACAGGGCUUUGCAAUGACCCAGAAGAACCCGGAGCACCAGCUGCCAUCAUGGUCAACCUGCUUCGCAAAUACAUGCUCCCUGAGGCCAGCAUUCUGGUAACCACCCGGCCCUCUGCCAUUGGCCGUAUCCCUAGCAAAUAUGUGGGCCGCUAUGGUGAGAUCUGUGGCUUCUCUGAUACCAACCUGCAGAAGCUCUACUUCCAGCUCCGCCUUAACCAGCCCGACUGUGGGUACGGUGCAGGGGGUGCAGGUAUCUCCGCCACACCUGCUCAGCGGGACAACUUGAUUCAGAUGCUGUCCCGAAACUUAGAGGGGCACCACCAGAUUGCCGCUGCCUGUUUCCUGCCCUCCUAUUGCUGGCUUGUCUGUGCUACCUUACACUUCCUGCAUGCUCCUACCCCGGCUGGCCAGACCCUCACAAGCAUCUAUACCAGCUUCUUGCGUCUGAACUUUAGCGGGGAAACACUGGAUGGCACCCACUCCUCCAAUUUAUCCCUGAUGGCCUACGCAGCACGAACUAUGGGCAAGUUGGCCUACGAAGGGGUGUCCUCCCGCAAGACCUACUUCUCUGAAGAGGAUGUCCGUGGCUGCCUGGAAGCUGGCAUCAAGACCGAGGAGGAGUUUCAGCUGCUGCAGAUCUUCCGCCGGGAUGCCUUGAGGUUUUUCCUGGCCCCGUGUGUGGAACAGGGGCACCUGGGCACCUUCGUAUUCACCGUGCCCGCCAUGCAGGAAUACCUGGCUGCCCUCUACAUUGUGUUGGGUUUGCGUAAGACCGCCCUCCAGCGGGUGGGCAAAGAAGUGGUUGAGUUUGUGGGCCGUGUUGGGGAGGAUGUCAGCCUGGUAUUGGGCAUCGUGGCCAAGCUGCUGCCCCUGCGGAUUCUGCCUCUGCUGUUCAACUUGCUCAAGGUGGUUCCACGAGUGUUUGGGCGCAUGGUGAGUAAGAGUCGGGAGGCUGUGGCCCAGGCCAUGGUGCUGGAGAUGUUCCGGGAGGAGGAUUACUACAAUGAUGAUGUUCUGGAUCAGAUGGGUGCCAGCAUCCUGGGUGUGGAGGGCCCGCGGCGCCACCCAGAUGAGCCCCCUGAGGAUGAAGUCUUUGAGCUCUUUCCCAUGUUCAUGGGGGGACUUCUCUCUGCCCAUAACCGGGCGGUGCUGGCUCAGCUUGGCUGUCCCAUCAAGAACCUGGAUGCCCUGGAAAAUGCGCAGGCCAUCAAGAAGAAACUGGGGAAGCUGGGCCGGCAGGUGCUGCCCCCCUCGGAGCUUCUUGACCAUCUCUUCUUCCACUAUGAGUUCCAGAACCAGCGCUUCUCGGCUGAGGUGCUUGGCUCCCUACGGCAGCUCAACUUAGCAGGUGUGCGCAUGACACCCCUUAAGUGCACAGUGGUAGCCGCUGUGCUGGGAAGUGGGAAGCACCCUCUGGAUGAGGUGAACUUGGCCUCCUGCCAGCUGGAUCCUGCUGGGCUGCACACCCUCAUGCCUGUCUUCCUGCGUGCCCGGAAACUGGGAUUGCAACUCAACAGUCUGGGCCCUGAGGCCUGCAGGGACCUCCGAGACCUGCUGUUACAUGAUCAAUGCCAGAUCACCACUCUUCGGCUGUCCAACAACCCACUGACCGCCUCGGGGGUUGCCUUGCUGAUGGAGGGGCUGGCAGGAAACACUUCCCUGACACACCUGUCCCUCCUGCACACUGACCUUGGAGACAAGGGGCUGGAGCUGCUGGCUGCCCAGCUGGACCGCAACAGACAACUGCAGGAACUGAAUGUGGCCUACAAUGGUGCUGGUGACACAGUGGCUCUGGCCUUGGCCAAGGCUGCUCGGGAGCACCCUUCCCUGGAGCUGCUGCACCUCUACUUCAAUGAGCUGAGUUCAGAGGGCCGCCAGGUCCUGCGGGACUUGGGGGGUUCCGGCGAAGGUGGUGCCCGGGUUGUGGCCUCGCUGACAGAGGGGGCAGCAGUGUCUGAGUACUGGUCAAUGAUCCUGAGUGAAGUCCAGCGCAACCUCAACAGCUGGGACCCGGUCCGGGUCCAGCGCCAUCUCAAGAUGCUGCUCCGGGAUCUGGAAGAUAGCCGAGGGGCCACCCUUAAUCCUUGGCGCAAGGCUCAGCUGCUUCGAGUGGAGAGUGAGGUCAAGACCCUUCUGGAGCAGCUGGGAGGCUCUGGACACUGAGAAACUGACAGCUGUUACCUAGCUGUGGGACCACUAGCCCUCUCUGUGGCUUCCUGGCUUGUACAACUCUUUCUGGCAAGAUCCCUUUGGUUUUGCAGUCAAAGCAAUGGGUACAACUGUGCUCCCCUCUACCCCCAACAGGUCCAGCCAGAGCCCUAAGCCUAGGAUUCCCAGGGUCAAAUAUAGUGAAUUGAUGCUUGGACUUGGAUAUGGAGCAUGUCACUUCUCCCUCUGCCUAGAAGGACUAA